GCCCUGUAUACUAUAUACAUAGAAGCCAUGUCGCUUAUUCGUACACUAUAUACCUAUAUAUAAACCAGUUUCUGUUCCCACUCGCUCAUUCUACUCACCGAACUCGGAAACCAACAAAUCACCUUUAUAGCUAUUCAAUCAAAUCAUACACAACAUGCAUCCCAUUAGCAAACAAGUGUUCAGGGGGUUGAAGAAAAUCGCCAGCAGGAAUUUGGCCGUCAGCGCGACCAACAGACAGCAACCCCAACAGCAGGAGCUCCCCGAGGGUAGCGGCAGAUUGCCUUUGACCAGUCUCACUGAAGACGAGGCCGCCAUGAAGGAAACAGUGGCGAAAUUGGCUAAAGAGCAAAUAGCCCCGUUCGUUCGUCAAAUGGAAGACGAAAAGAAAGUCACCGAUUCGGUCCUGAAAACUUUGUUCGACAACGGGCUAAUGGGGAUCGAAAUAGACACGGAUUACGGCGGAUCGGGUUGUAACUUCCUCACGGCCAUUCUGACUGUCGAGGAAAUCUCCAAGGUGGACCCCGCCGUGGGUGCCCUGGUGGACAUCCACAACACCCUGGUGAACACUGUGAUAAAUAGAUACGGCAGCAAAGAGCAGCAGGAGAAAUAUCUACCGCGAUUGGCCCAGGACACGGUAGCGAGUUUCGCCCUCACCGAACCAUCAUCAGGAUCGGACGCGUUCGCGCUGAAAACCACGGCGAAGAAGGAGGGCGAGCACUUCAUCCUCAACGGCUCCAAAAUGUGGAUAUCCAACUCCGAUCUAUCCGGGAUAUUCCUGAUAAUGGCCAACGCCAAUCCUUCGGCGGGCUACAGAGGCAUAACGUGCUUCAUAGUGGACCGCGACACGCCGGGCUUCAGCGUGGCCAAGCCGGAGAACAAGCUGGGCAUCGUCGCCUCGGGCACGUGCAUGCUCAACCUGGACAACGUGAAGGUGCACGAGUCCGCCAUACUGGGCGAAUUCGGCAAGGGCUACAAGAUAGCGGCGAGCAUCCUGAACGAGGGGCGCGUCGGCAUCGCGGCGCAGAUGAUCGGCCUGGCCCAAGGGUGCUUCGACGCCACCAUACCGUACACGUUGGAGCGGCGGCAGUUCGGCAAGCCGGUGUUCACGUUCCAGGGCAUGCAACACCAAAUAGCCGACGUGGCCACCCAGAUCGAAUGCGCCCGAUUGCUCACCUACAACGCCGCCCGAAUGGUCGAGGCCAAGAUGCCCUUCAUGAAAGAGGCCGCCAUGGCCAAGUACUAUGCGGCCGACAUAGCCCAAACGGUUACGGUGAAAUGCAUCGAUUGGAUGGGCGGCGUCGGCUUCACCAAGGACUUCAUCCAGGAGAAGUUCUACAGGGACGUCAAAAUCGGCAGCAUCUACGAGGGCACCGUCAACAUGCAGCUCAGCACUAUCGCCAAAUGCAUCGAAAAGGAGUACAAACACUAAUUACGGGGACAUAUUUAAGCUUGUACAUAUAAGUGCCAUUUUUAGUUAUAGUUCUUAUAUUAUUUAUCGCAUAUUAUUUUUCUAUUAACAUUAAACGAUAAUACCUACAACAAUGUUUGUUAUUAGUUAGUAGCUUACACGUAUUUACAGAAAUAUUUCAUAUCGGUUGGAGACAGCCACCGGUAGCAGCCUCCUAGAUUGUUUUGUAUGAUGUAUUUCAUGGUGUAGGGAUUCUGGUUGUUUUCCUCUUCCCAUCGUUCCUGUUCCUUUUGCUUGUCGAGGAUUUCCUGAGACACUGCCAUCGCUUUGAAGGGUAGCUUCAUCGCUACGUCGUGUAGAAAAUCUUUCACUUCUUUGAAUUCGCAUUUGCCGCCUAAUUCUAUGAUAACUCGACC
Molecule: messenger RNA, 1824 nt
Organism: Phyllotreta striolata
Lineage: Eukaryota; Metazoa; Arthropoda; Insecta; Coleoptera; Chrysomelidae
Source: the annotation of a GenBank genome assembly